Messenger RNA from Aspergillus puulaauensis, 615 nucleotides. Its product is annotated as histone H1/H5 family protein. The coding region runs from base 1 to 615 and encodes 204 amino acids. Gene Ontology annotation, biological process: nucleosome assembly; chromosome condensation; negative regulation of DNA recombination. Gene Ontology annotation, molecular function: structural constituent of chromatin; nucleosomal DNA binding; double-stranded DNA binding. The transcript is spliced from 7 exons. The record is from RefSeq and is a predicted model, not a curated record. NCBI's taxonomy places the organism in Eukaryota, Fungi, Ascomycota, Eurotiomycetes, Eurotiales, Aspergillaceae. Gene Ontology annotation, cellular component: nucleus; nucleosome.
AUGCCUCCCAAGAAAGCUACUAGCACCGCGGCCAAGAAGUCGUCUGCCGGCCCAACCCACGCCUCCUACCGUGAUAUGAUCAAGGUCGCCAUCCUGAAUCUGAAAGAGAGAAAUGGUAGCAGCCGUCAGUCGAUCAAGAAAUACGUCCAGGCCAACAACAAGCUUGCGCCUGCGUCCCAAAAUGCCUUUGAUAGCCAGUUCAACAAGGCGAUCAAGGUUGGUGUUGACAAGGGCGAUUUCCUUCAGCCCAAGGGUCCCUCCGGCCCCGUAAAGCUUGCCAAGAAGGAAGCUGCCCCUAAGCCUGCCCCUAAGCCCGCUGCGAAGCCCGCUGCGAAGAAGCCUACUGCUACCAAGGCUGCUGCCACCAAGAAGACAGCCACUAAGAAGACUGAGAAGGCCGAAAAGGCCAAGCCCAAGGCUAAGAAGUCAACCGCUGGUGUGAAGAAGUCUACCGCUAAGCCAAAGGCCAACACCGCAAAGCCUCGCAAGGCCACCACAUCCGCACCAGCUGUUGUUGACAAGCCCAAGGUCGUCAGCGUGACCAAGUCGGGUCGCAAGACCACGACGACGGCAAAGCCCACCGAAAAGGUAACCAAGAGGACCAAGAAGGCUUAG